AGUACAGUAAGAUAGCCCGUGCCUGCGGUCAACUUCUGGGCCUAGCUAUUAAUUAUUGUAGCCCUUAAUAUUUUUUCCUAAACUCAUUGAUUAUAUAUCUAUAUCCAUAUUAUCACAAGGUUCCCCAAACUCCAUUGAUCAGAGCAAAGUUUUGUUAUCAAGAGCAAUGCGAAAGAGUAAUAGGGAAUGCUUUCUGGCUUUGCUCCGAUGUUCAUGGCUUCUCUUGGCCUUUCAAGCAAGUUCAACCUUAGCCGAGAGGUCUACCUAUAUUGUCCACAUGGACAAGUCCCUGAUGCCCAAGGCUUUCUCUAGCCAUCUCCAUUGGUACGCUUCCACCAUUGAUUCCAUAAAGCCCACGGGCCCUGCUAUGUCAAAUGCUCGUUCUUCCAAGCCAAGCCUUCUCUAUACUUACGACAAUGCAUUCCAUGGCUUCAGUGCCGUUCUCUCAGAAGAUGAGCUCGAGACGCUGAAGAAGUCCCCGGGCUUCGUCUCGUCGUACAUCGACCGGGAAGUGAAGGUUGACACCACCCACACCUUCGAAUUUCUCUCCCUCAAUCCCGCCACUGGACUAUGGCCUGCAUCCGAUUACGGCAGGGAUGUUAUUGUCGGUGUCAUCGACACCGGAGUGUGGCCGGAGAGUGCCAGCUUCAAGGACGAUGGGAUGACCCAAAUUCCCAAGAAAUGGAAAGGGAUUUGCCAGGAAGGACAAGAAUUCAAUUCUUCCUUGUGUAAUUUGAAGCUCAUAGGAGCUAGAUACUUCAACAAGGGGGUAAUAGCUGCCAAACCCAACAUUACGAUCAGUAUGAACUCGGCGAGGGACACUCAGGGCCAUGGCACGCACACUGCUUCGACUGUAGCCGGAAACUAUGUCGAUGGAGCCUCAUUCUUCGGCUACGCUUUGGGAACCGCAAGAGGGGUAGCCCCGCGAGCUAGGCUGGCCAUGUACAAGGUUCUUUGGAACGAAGGACGCUACGCUUCGGAUGUUCUCGCCGGCAUGGACCAGGCAGUGGCUGAUGGCGUCGAUGUCAUAUCGAUUUCCAUGGGCUUCGAUAACGUUCCUCUUUAUGAGGAUCCCAUUGGCAUAGCAUCAUUCGGAGCCAUGGAGAAGCGAGUAGUCGUUUCUUCCUCAGCAGGAAACGAUGGUCCAGACCUCGGCCUCUUGCAUAAUGGCAUUCCAUGGGUCCUUACUGUGGCAGCCGGCUCCGUCGACCGGUGGUUCGCCGGGACAGUGACGUUAGGAAAUGGGUUAACCAUCAAAGGAUGGAGCAUGUUUCCAGCCAGAGCUUUGGUACGAAAUCAGCCUCUCCUCUACAACAAGUCUCUGUCUGCUUGCAAUUCUGUUCAACGAUUAUCUGAAGCUCCGGAUUCCAUUGUCAUAUGUGAUAACGUCGAGUUUUUCGACAUACAAAUCCAUGUUAUUGCCCAGUCAGGCAAGCCCGCAGCCAUCUUCAUCUCCAAUGAUUCAGACGUAUUCCGCACCAGAACUUUCCCCUUUCCCGGGGCUGUAAUUACAGUAAAGGACGCACCUGAAUUACUUAAAUACGCCGAGACUGCGACCGAACCAACAGCCAGCAUCACAUUCCAACAGACGUUUGUGGGCAUAGAGCCUGCACCGACAGUUGCCAGCUAUACUUCAAGAGGCCCUGCACCGAGCUAUCCCGGUAUCUUGAAGCCAGAUGUGAUGGCCCCUGGCACUUUAAUUCUGGCCGCUUGGAGUCCACAAGUGCCCGCAUCAAUAAUUGCUCCAAAUAUAAUAUUGUCCUCCGAUUACAACGUGAUCUCAGGCACGUCCAUGUCUUGCCCUCAUGCUUCUGGGAUUGCAGCGCUGCUCAAAGGGGCGCACCCGGAAUGGAGCCCCGCCGCCAUUCGAUCUGCCAUGAUGACCACGGCGAACCCAUUUGAUAACACUGGUAAGCCUAUUCUGGACAUUUACUUCGGGUUUGAAGCCGCCACGCCACUGGCUAUGGGGGCUGGCGAGAUUGAUCCCAACAAGGCGCUUGAUCCCGGCCUCGUAUACGAUGCUACUCCACAAGACUACGUGAAUCUCCUCUGCUCCAUGAACUUCACUGCUAGCCAAAUCAUGACCAUAACCAGAUCGAGCAAUAACCGCUGCGCCAACGCUUCAUCGGAUCUUAAUUACCCUUCCUUCAUUGCCCUGUACACGAAAAAAAUGACGAGGAUUCAGACAUUUCAGAGGACUGUGACGAAUGUUGGAGGUGGUGCGGUUGUUUACAGGGCAGCAGUGAGAGCGCCAAAGGGCUCUAAAGUGACGGUGUCGCCAGAAACAUUGGUGUUCAGCAAAAGGUAUGAGCAGCAAAGGUAUUCUUUGACGAUACGUUAUAAGGGUGACAAGAAGAAUUCAGUGACGUCCGGGACGCUGGUUUGGAUUGAAGAGAAUGGAAACCACACAGUGAGGAGUCCUAUUGUUGUGUCACCCAUAAUGAACGUUUGGUGAAGAUAAAUCUUGCAAGAAAAAUGAUAUCUGUCAUCUCUGCAUAGAAAAUAAGAUUUUAUUAUUUCCACCUUAAUCUAAAAGGAUCUUUUGCCAAAAUAA
Diospyros lotus (date-plum) is the source of this 2554-nucleotide messenger RNA. Its product is annotated as subtilisin-like protease SBT3. Bases 167 to 2455 code for a protein of 762 amino acids. The transcript has a single exon. Lineage: Eukaryota; Viridiplantae; Streptophyta; Magnoliopsida; Ericales; Ebenaceae. The record is from RefSeq and is a predicted model, not a curated record. Gene Ontology annotation, biological process: proteolysis. Gene Ontology annotation, molecular function: serine-type endopeptidase activity.